CGCACAGCGCACCCGGAUUGGUCAAGCGCGGAAAACCUGCCCUUCGUGACUGGAUAUUCGGUCUAAAGCGUGUGAAAUACGGCGUUCACCGAGCGCUCUGCCCACACGCGCACUCACCGAAUCGGAGGUGUGGAGGGGCAGGGGACCGACGGACCGACGGAGAUAUAUGUACGAGUGUCCCUGAGACCAGAAGAUCAGACAGUCUCUUCUCUCUCUCGCUCUCCCUCUAAAUGUCUCUUCCUGCUACCUCUCUUUCCCGUUUGCUCCGAUGCUCGGUCUCCUUCGUCGGCCAGAGCGUGACCGUGCACACGGGCCGGUUUGCGUGCGUGCGCACACCGGCUCUCCACAGAGUCCGUUGGUACGGCGCGUCCCGCUUGGACGCUGAUGGCAGCGGGCGGCCGGCUACCUGGGACUCGUUCGGGAUUUGGGACAACCGGAUUGAUGCUCCCAUUAUGCUCCCACCCAGCAUCCGAUAUGGAACGCCUAUCCCAGAGCUCAGCCUCGCCAACGUCGGAUACGCGUCACAGAUCGGUCGCCGUCGUGACAACGAGGACCGUUUUCGCGUGGCCAGGCUCACGCCCACGCUGCUCUACUUUGCUCUGUUUGACGGACACGGAGGCCCGCACGCUGCCGAUUUCUGCUACGCACACAUGGAACACUAUAUACGGGAUGGUCUUGAGGAAGAGUGGGAUUUGGAGGUGGUGUUGUCCAAUGCUUUCCUGCAGGUGGACGCUGCCCUGGCCGCUCAUAUGCAGCUGUAUGGCAACGCCUCUCUGAUGAUGGUGGGGACCACGGCGACCGUGGCAUUGCUUAGAGACGGCAUAGAGCUGGUUGUCGGGAGCGUUGGAGACAGUCGCGCCAUACUGUGCAGGAAGGGCCAAGCGAAAAAUCUCACCAGCGACCACACGCCCGAGAGAAAGGAUGAGAAACAGAGGAUCCGUCAGAGUGGAGGUUUGGUGACAUGGAACAGCUUGGGUCAGGCCAACGUUAACAGCCGCCUGGCUAUGACGCGAAGCAUCGGGGACUUCGACCUAAAGACGAGUGGAGUUAUCGCGGAGCCAGAGACCACUCGCGUCACAUUACAACAUGCCCACGACUCAUUUCUGGCUCUGACAACUGAUGGUGUAAACUUCAUCAUGAGCAACCAGGAGGUCUGUGAUGUCAUCAACCAGUGCCAUGACCCAACAGAGGCUGCUUAUGUUAUCGCUGAACAGUCUUUGCAGUAUGGCUCUGAGGACAACAGCACUAUCAUUGUGGUUCCAUUCGGAGCGUGGGGCAAGCAGCAGAAUUCCUAUUACAGCUACUCCAUGAGCCGGAAUUUCACAUCCAGCGGACGCUGGGCCUGAAAGUUCCUGACCGUCAGAGCAGGACUCUGUCUGAAUGUUCCUCUACACACACUACAGAACGUCUUAACAACACACAGGAAAAUCCCAAAGCCAUCAUUUAUAAAGGUCUGACAACUAUGUCAGUAUAUUUUAUUUUUUUGCAAAUCACACCUGUGACACACACUGUGUGUAUACAUAUUCUCUCUUUCUUCCUCCCUCCCUCCCCUCUCUCUCUCUCUCUCUCUCUCUCUGUCUGUGUGUCUGUCUAAAAAGAGAGAGAGUAUGUUUAAAAGUAAGUUACAUAACAGCACUUUUAAUAGAGAGCCGUGUCAUAAGCUAACAACUCCUUCAGGACGUUCGAUAGGCCGUCAUUAGAUUUAGAUUCAGCGUUCAUGCCAACUGUGCUUUCUGGAAUAGAACAUCAUGUAAUGCAUCACAUAAUGUCAAAAAUAAUCGCAGGUCCUUCCUGGAUCAAUACAACUAUACAAAAUAAAAGUCUCCGUUUCUAAAAUGCAGAAGCCGCUGAACUGUAUGAAUGUAUAUCGUCUGUAUGUGUGAUGGUGAAAGAUGUGAAAUUUCUGUUGAAAUGAUUAAAAUGUUGCCAAUCAUGUUAAUUCUAUAUGAUGGAAUGCUGGUUACAAACGGUAAUGAUGUCCUAACGUUAUUGACUGUGCUGUAUUUCUGUGCUUCAGUACAAACAGUGACGAUAUCUGCUGACUGGGGCGAUUCUGUUUAAAACAAUGCCAAAGAUACCGAACAUUGUUUAACGGGAUCCAACACGUCUGUACUGGUCUCUGGGUUCACUCUGCUCACUCAUACUGAACUGGGUGAUACAUUUAAAAAAUACUAAUAAUAAUAAAACGAAUCAGAUCUUGAAUA
Electrophorus electricus (electric eel) is the source of this 2204-nucleotide messenger RNA. RefSeq names its product protein phosphatase, Mg2+/Mn2+ dependent 1Ka (gene ppm1ka). The record is from RefSeq and is a predicted model, not a curated record. Gene Ontology annotation, molecular function: cation binding; protein serine/threonine phosphatase activity. Gene Ontology annotation, biological process: protein dephosphorylation. Lineage: Eukaryota; Metazoa; Chordata; Actinopteri; Gymnotiformes; Gymnotidae.